This is a messenger RNA of Symbiodinium pilosum, 1234 nucleotides long. The record is from the annotation of a GenBank genome assembly. Lineage: Eukaryota; Dinophyceae; Suessiales; Symbiodiniaceae.
AUGCGUGAAGCAAUCUGCAUCCACAUCGGCCAGGGUGGCGUGCAGAUCGGUAAUGCUUGCUGGGAGCUCUUCUGCCUCGAGCAUGGGAUCCAGCCUGAUGGCCAGAUGCCUUCGGACAAGACGAUCGGUGGGGGAGAUGACGCCUUCAACACCUUCUUCAGCGAAACAGGCGCUGGCAAGCACGUCCCCCGCUGCGUAAUGGUCGAUUUGGAGCCCACGGUCGUGGAUGAGGUGCGCACGGGGACCUAUCGUCAGCUCUUUCAUCCGGAGCAGCUCAUCUCGGGCAAAGAGGAUGCGGCGAAUAACUUUGCGCGCGGACAUUACACGAUCGGCAAGGAGAUCGUGGACUUGGUACUGGAUCGCAUCAGAAAGCUUGCCGACAAUUGUACCGGGCUUCAGGGCUUCUGCGUGUACAAUGCUUGUGGUGGUGGCACAGGAUCUGGUCUGGGCUGCCUGAUGCUGGAGCGGUUGUCGGUGGACUAUGGCAAGAAGAGCAAGAUCUCAUUCACAGUCUGGUGCUGCCCUCAAGUUGCCACUGCCGUGGUCGAGCCCUACAACACUGUCUUGUGCGUGCACUCCCUCCUCGAGCACACGGACGUGACAAUCAUGUACGACAACGAAGCCUUGUACGAUAUUUGCCGCAGGAACUUGGACAUCGAGCGCCCCACGUACACGAAUCUGAAUCGUCUCAUUGCCCAGAUCAUCUCAAGCUUGACUGCGUCCCUGCGCUUUGACGGAGCCUUGAACGUGGACAUCACGGAGUUCCAGACCAAUCUUGUCCCCUAUCCUCGCAUCCACUUCAUGUUGACCUCCUAUGCCCCGGUCAUUUCUGCGGAGAAGGCCUACCAUGAGCAGCUGUCUGUGGCUGAGAUCACCAUGUCUGUGUUCGAGCCGGCGUCCAUGAUGGUGAAAUGCGAUCCUCGUCAUGGCAAGUACAUGGCCUGCUGCAUGAUGUAUCGCGGUGACGUCGUGCCCAAGGAUGUGAAUGCUGCUGUGGCAACCAUCAAGACCAAGCGCACCAUCCAGUUCGUGGACUGGUGCCCCACCGGCUUCAAGUGCGGCAUCAACUACCAGCCACCCACCGUGGUGCCGGGUGGUGACCUUGCCAAGGUCAUGCGUGCCUGCUGCAUGAUUUCAAACAGCACGGCCAUUGCCGAAGUCUUCUCCCGCAUUGACCACAAGUUCGAUCUGAUGUACUCGAAGCGUGCCUUCGUCCACCACUACGUUGGAGAAG